CAACCUCGCAUUCGCCUAGCAUUUGCAUACAUACUUCACUCUGAACAAGGAAUUCAGAAUCGACCUUUGUCUGCAUCUGACUGAUCGUUGCGUCGUCGGCUGCCUUGAUUCUUGCCGCCCAGCCCAGCGCACUCUCCAAGACUGAAAAUAAUCGGCGACUGCAAGUCACAUCACAUCGCAUCACAUCGCAUUGCAAGAACAACCAUGGCCGAGGCUAAUAGGAGUAUCGAGUCAAUCCUGGCUGCACUUGCAGCACAGCGACCUCCCACAACCUCGACGCCGAACCCUGCUCAGCCGCAGCCGCCCUACCAGCAGACACCGACACCUGGUGCAUACCCGCCUGGUAUGCCAUCUGGAGUAUCACCUUACGGCGCAGGAGCAUAUUCACUCCCGCAGCCUUCCUCCAGCGGUAACUUUGAUCUGAGUGCUAUCAAACCCGUCAAUUCUGGAACUGUCAGUAUUGCCGAUGCUAUUGCCCAAGCAAAGGCCUUCGCAGCUGAGAAGGGCGCUUCGCCGUAUGAUAUGUCACGCGCACCUCCUACAUACCAAUCGCAUGAUCCUCGCGCUGGUGAGGCUAGGCACUAUAGAUCUCGCUCGCGCUCACCGUCUGGCCGUGACGCAUAUCGUGACAACUUCAAUCCGUACCGAGAUGAGCGACGUAAUGACAGCCGUGGAAACUAUGGUCAUAAUCGUUCUGUGUCUCCUGGUGCCAAUAGAGGCCGUGGCGCCUAUGGCUCUCCCCAUGGUAACAAUGGCAGGGGCGGCGAUGAUGAUACUGAGACCAUCCAAAUAGAAUCGAGCCUAGUUGGUCUGAUCAUUGGUAGACAGGGCGAGAACCUCCGUCGUGUUGAGUCUUCAACGGGCUGCCGCGUGCAGUUCAUCACUGGUCCUGAUAACCAGGGUCCCUACCGUCAGUGCAGAAUAACUGGUCCCCGUGCAAGCCGUGCCGAGGCCAAGGAAGCCAUCAACAAGAUCAUUGAAGAUUCCGGUAUGGGCGCAGUAUCUCGGGCUGAUAACCCGCAUGGUGGUAGCCGCAGUACUCCUGCUCCUGCUCCCGCUCCGCUCCGCGAGGGUGAAGAUGUCAUGCAAAUCAUGGUGCCUGAUCGAACUGUUGGCCUCAUUAUUGGUCGUGGUGGUGAGACUAUCCGUGAUCUGCAGGAACGCAGUGGCUGCCAUAUCAACAUUACGAGUGAGUCCAAGAGUGUCAACGGUCUCCGGCCCGUCAACCUCAUUGGUACACGAGAAGCAGCUGCCCAAGCCAAAGAGCAAAUCAUGGAGAUUGUGGACAGUGACAGCCGCCAAAAUAACAAUGGCGCUGCCGCUGCCCCCAGCAAGCCUGACCGUGCCCCCAAGAAUGAUUUCGGCCAAGGCGGUCGAGGCCAUGCUCCCGCUGGUGGUGAUGAUAAGAUCAAUGAUGCAAUCUUUGUACCCUCUGAAGCUGUUGGCAUGAUCAUCGGUAAGGGCGGAGAGACCAUUCGCGAAAUGCAAAACACCACUGGCUGUAAGAUCAACGUUUCUCAGUCAUCUGGCCCUGGUGAGACAGAACGAGAAAUCGGAUUGGUAGGCUCCCAUGAUGCUAUCAGUAGAGCAAAGCGUGCCAUUGAAGACAAGGUUGAGGCAGUGCGUCAGAAGAACAGUGGAGGCGGCGGUGGUGGUGGUGGUGGUGGUCGUGGCGGCCGUGGAGGAGGCCACACCCAAGGUCGCCGUGACUACGACAACCCCAGUUAUUCCCAGGGCGGCCACAGCCAGCCCAAUCCUGUCGCUGCUGGCCAACCUCCGGCAGCAGCUAAUGGCGGCGCUGACCCCUAUGCAGCCUAUGGCGGUUACCAGAACUACAUUGCCCUUUGGUACCAGGCUCUGGCUGCACAAGGUCAAACUGGCGGCGAAAUGCCUAAGCCCCCUGGCGGCGCAUAAACUCCUGACGGUGAUGAUCCGAAUCCAUGUCCAUAGAGUAUAAUAAGGACCGGACUCCUACUCGUCUGGCACAUAUAAUGCUUGGUGCAACCAGAUUGCGGGUUCAUGUUUUUCCGUUUCUCUUCAUAUCGGACCGAGAUCACUGGCCAUAGGGACUGAGCGGCGUCUUGGCUUGUACAGUACGGAUACUUCUUUCUUCUAUACCCAUUGAAUGCCGAACGUGUACUCAUUGGUCGGGCACGGUGUAAUGCAAUUCUCAA
Truncatella angustata is the source of this 2174-nucleotide messenger RNA. RefSeq lists its product as uncharacterized. Gene Ontology annotation, molecular function: mRNA binding. Gene Ontology annotation, cellular component: cytoplasm; nucleus. The transcript is spliced from 4 exons. NCBI's taxonomy places the organism in Eukaryota, Fungi, Ascomycota, Sordariomycetes, Amphisphaeriales, Sporocadaceae. Bases 205 to 1914 code for a protein of 569 amino acids. Gene Ontology annotation, biological process: regulation of gene expression. The record is from RefSeq and is a predicted model, not a curated record.